AUGCUGAAACAUUUCAGACGUGGUCAUGAUCCCAGUGGUGUAGAUGGUACAUCGGAGGGUGAAUGUGUAGUUCUAUGUCCAGCAUGUCUGCAGCCAGGGAAAAAUCUACCUGAUGGCUGGGAAACUGCUACAAAAGCAAAAUGGUGGUUGUAUGCAGUAUUUUUAGCCAUUGACGUGAACUUUCGGUUGAAGAGGCGGAACAUAUCAAGUGAUCAAGCAGACCCAAGUCUUUUGAAAGGCUGGGCGUACUUUGUCAAUGAGAAGGACUACAAGGCCUUCUUGGCUGAGCAUCUUACUGGUGCGCAGGAGGUAUGUGACUUACUGAUUAAUAAAUUGAUUCAUGCUCACAAUGUCUUACAGAAAAGCACAUGGCUUGUGGCUACAGGCAUGGGGACAGUAGACUGUGCCCGUCAUAAUUUUAAACAGCCAAAUGGAGUCGGGGAUCUGCAGAAAGGUGAGAAGUACAUCAACAUGGAUUACUUAUUUUUCUCAACUUUAUGUGGUAUGCAGCUCGAAAUGCUCAAUGUGUCAUAUGAUAUUGCAUGCCAAUGGCACAAAAACCUCUGGGCCUGCAUGAAGUCAUUCCCUCAAUCCCAUGGCUUAGACUAUCUCAGCAAGGUCAUACACUUCUUUGUACCAAAAUUCCACCUCCCCGCACACAUUGCCAAAUGUCAGACGAUCUUCUCCUUUAACUUCACAUGUUUUGUUGGCCAGAUGGAUGGUGAAGCCCCAGAG
Molecule: messenger RNA, 735 nt
Organism: Suillus subaureus
Lineage: Eukaryota; Fungi; Basidiomycota; Agaricomycetes; Boletales; Suillaceae
Exons: 4
Source: RefSeq, a predicted model, not a curated record